Molecule: messenger RNA, 422 nt
Organism: Magallana angulata
Lineage: Eukaryota; Metazoa; Mollusca; Bivalvia; Ostreida; Ostreidae
Product: serine protease inhibitor Cvsi-2-like
Exons: 3
Coding region: 113-364 (83 amino acids)
Source: RefSeq, a predicted model, not a curated record
GGUCGUGCUUUUUUAGACGCCAUAAGCAUGACCUAGGAUAUUCUGUACUAUAAAAACUAGAAGCCAAAGUAAAUGAAUCAUUCUAGCUAUCCGCCAGAUAUCAAUCAACACCAUGAAAGCCUUCAUUGUUCUUGCCGUUGUAAUUGUAGCCGUUUCUGCUGAGAUGUGCAGAGAGACCAGAGACUGUAGAACAACAUCGUGUGUCUCCGGAUCUGAGCUUCACUGUGUAAACCACCAGUGCACAUGCACCACAGCCGCUUCCGGUUCCGGAGCUUGUACCUCCGCUGAUCAAUGCACCGGAAGGUGUGACAACGGACGCCAACACCACUGCAUCGACGGGCAUUGCAGAUGUACUCACUUUUAGAUAAUAAAUUGUUACAUAAUACAUUAAUAAUACAUUUUUAAUAAAACAUUAUACUUUG